This is a messenger RNA of Hipposideros armiger (great roundleaf bat), 4855 nucleotides long. It is a transcript of the gene ESRP2, whose product is annotated as epithelial splicing regulatory protein 2. Bases 1713 to 4061 code for a protein of 782 amino acids. The transcript is spliced from 16 exons. The record is from RefSeq and is a predicted model, not a curated record. NCBI's taxonomy places the organism in Eukaryota, Metazoa, Chordata, Mammalia, Chiroptera, Hipposideridae. Gene Ontology annotation, molecular function: RNA binding.
CUUGCUGUUACACCCCGCCCCGCGAACAAAUAUUUGACAUUCCUGGCUUAUCUUGAGGGGGCGGGGCCCGAAGAGCGACGUUUCCUCCUCCCCCGAGCCUGAUUGGCUUAGCGCUUUCAGGGGUGGGGACAAGCUGGCAGGACUGGGUGGGCGGUCCAGAGACCCGCUGCCUCAGCGGCCGGCGGAUACCUGCGUACCCCAAGGUGAAACGCUGGUCGACUGAAUCCGCUAGAACUGUCUACUUCCUACUCUCUCCAGGCCACCGUGUCCCAGCGCGAGUCACUUCCGUCCCGGGCGCCUCAGUCUCUUUAUUCGUCAAGUGGGGACUCACUGCAGUGUGGGUUUAGUGGGCAAAGCCUCGGAGGUCUCCCUCCACCCCCGGGUCUUCUGCUCUCUCCAUUGUCUGACGGUCCGGACACAGCGCCCUGCUUUUCCGAAACCGCAGGUGCGGCUCCCGCCUGUUUCAGCUCGGUUUUGGCAACCCCAUGUCUUUGUUCCUGACGGGCUGGAGUGCCUUCUUCCCGCCGGAUUCUUACUCAGUUUCUCAGUCACAUAAAUGAGAGAAUUUGGGGAAAUCCGGGGCGGCCUGGAGACGCGCAGCAAAGGAGCCUCACCAAGAUGGACGGGUAGAAAGGGUGCUGGGAGCGCUGCGCGCGGGACUGUCCGAAUUAGGAUGUUGGUCCGGGUUGAAGAGGAUCUGUAGCCCGCACGCGCACUUGACACAUUUGCCGCUAGUCCCCACCCGCCAGCGCGCUCACAUCUCCAGGCAACAGGCCCGUCGUCAAGGGGGUAGGGCGACAAAAACAGGAGUCCCCACGUAGGGUAGGGGUGAGGCUCCAGAGCCGGACUAUCUGGUUUAGCCUCAUCUUAAGUGCCUCUCUCGGGAGUUGGGGGGUUGCCUCCUCCUUCCUCAGCACCGAAGCCUGCGUACCUCGGACCGCUCUUUGGCACCGCGGGCACCUCCUGGAGUCAAACUAAGGUCCGGUCUUCACAACUGUAUGAACAAGCCCUGCCCUGUGACCUCUGAAUGACCCCUCCCCCCACGGCUCUAAUGAUCUCUGGUGACCCCCGCCCCUGUCCCCCCUCAGUUGACCUCUGGUGAUUCCCCCACAGGCCUCUGGGUGAUACCUGGUAACUCUCAUCGCCUCCUUUGACCCUUAGUGACUUACUUCUGUCAUUCCUAGACCGGUCGUCGUGACCCCCACAGCCCUUAGACUGCCUCCUGGUGAUUUUCACAAGUCCCAUGUAAUCCUUAGGACUAGAGAAGGUCUCUGGUUUUGCCCUUUCCUUGGCGGAGGCCUCAUGGAGAGGGAAGGCGGAGAAGGAUGGGGAUGGGGUCGUCUCAGAAGUCAGCUGGCUGGGGAAAUGGGAGUCCGGGACCUAAGCUCGCGCCCAGGCCGGGCGAGUGAGUGCGCCGGUCCUGCGCUAGGUCCUAGCGGCCCUCCCCCAAGGCUCCCGGGGCCGCCCUCGGUCACGUGGCCCUCAGGGCCGACAGGUAACUCGCCCAGAGAGGGCGGGGGCCGGUAGCUGCCCCGCCUCGCGGGGCGCCGCGGGCGGGUCUCAGCAGCGCCCACUGCGCCAGCCGGGCCGUAGGUGCCGCCCCCAACACACGGUGUCCCGCCCAAGCUGAUCCGCGUCUGCCGUCGGUCGGUGCGUGCGUGCGCCUCGUCGGUCCGCGUGUGUGUGGCCGAGCGCCCCCUUUCUCUGCGGCCAUGACUCCGCCGCCACCCCAGCCACCGCCCCCGGGUCCGAACCCCGACGCAAACUCCACCACCGACCUCCGCCCAGAGCCUGGACCCCUGGUCGUACUGUUCGGGGCCACGGCGGGUGCGCUGGGGCCAGACUUGGGUUCCGACGAAACCGACUUAAUACUCUUAGUGUGGCAAGUGGUGGAGCCGAGGAGUCGCCAGGUGGGGACGCUGCACAAAUCACUGAUUCGUGCCGAGGCGGCCGCACUGAGCCCCCAGUGCCGCGAAGCAAGUGGCCUGAGCGCCGACAGCCUGGCGCGGGCGGAGCCGCUGGACAAAGUGCUGCAGCAGUUCUCACAGCUGGUGAGCGGGGAUGUGGCUCUGCUGGGCGGGGCCCCCUACGUGCUCUGCACUGAUGGGCAGCAGCUGCUGCGACAGGUCCUGCACCCCGAGGCCUCCAGGAAGAACCUGGUGCUCCCCGACACCUUCUUCUCCUUCUACGACCUCCGCAGAGAGUUCCAUGUACAGCACCCGAGCGCCCGUCUUGCCAGGGACCUCACUGUGGCCACCAUGGCACAGGACUUGGGGCUGGAGACAGAUGCCACAGAGGACGACUUUGGGGUAUGGGAAGUGAAGACAAUGGUAGCUAUCAUCCUCCACCUGCUUGAAGAGCCGAGUGGUCAAUUGUUUUCGAAGCCCGAGGUGAUAAAGCAGAAAUAUGAGACAGGACCUUGCUUUGACCCUGUGCCUUGCCCACACAGCAGCAAGGCUGACGUGGUGGAUAGUGAGACAGUGGUUCGGGCCCGUGGGCUGCCCUGGCAGUCAUCAGAUCAGGACGUGGCUCGUUUCUUCAAAGGGCUCAACAUUGCCAGGGGUGGUGUAGCACUCUGCCUCAACGCCCAGGGCCGCAGAAAUGGCGAGGCCCUCAUCCGCUUUGUGGACAGCGAGCAGCGGGACCUAGCGCUGCAGAGACACAAGCACCACAUGGGUGUCCGCUAUAUCGAGGUAUAUAAAGCGACAGGAGAGGAAUUUGUAAAGAUUGCAGGGGGCACAUCACUAGAGGUGGCACGUUUCCUGUCACGGGAAGACCAAGUGAUCCUGAGGCUGCGGGGACUGCCCUUCUCGGCUGGGCCAGCAGAUGUGCUGGGCUUCCUGGGGCCCGAGUGCCCAGUGACUGGGGGUGCCGAUGGGCUGCUCUUUGUACGCCACCCUGAUGGCCGGCCCACUGGUGAUGCCUUUGCACUUUUUGCCUGUGAGGAGCUGGCACAGGCUGCACUGCGCAGGCACAAGGGCAUGCUGGGUAAGCGAUACAUUGAACUCUUCAGGAGCACUGCAGCUGAGGUGCAGCAGGUCCUGAACCGCUAUGCAUCCAGUCCACUCCUUCCUACACUGACUGCUCCACUGCUGCCCAUCCCCUUCCCAUUGGCAGCUGGGACUGGGAGAGAUUGUGUACGCCUUCGAGGCCUGCCCUACACAGCCACCAUCGAAGACAUCCUUAGCUUUCUGGGGGAGGCAGCAGCUGACAUUCGGCCCCAUGGUGUGCACAUGGUGCUCAACCAGCAGGGCCGGCCAUCGGGCGAUGCCUUCAUCCAGAUGACGUCAGCAGAGCGAGCCUUAGCUGCUGCUCAGCGUUGUCAUAAGAAAGUGAUGAAAGAACGUUACGUGGAGGUGGUCCCCUGCUCCACAGAGGAGAUGAGCCGUGUGCUGAUGGGGGGCACUUUGGGCCGCAGUGGCAUGUCCCCUCCACCCUGCAAGCUGCCCUGCCUCUCGCCACCUGCCUACGCCACCUUCCAGGCCACCCCAACACUCAUUCCCACUGAGACAGCAGCUCUCUAUCCCUCUUCGGCACUGCUCCCAGCUGCCAGGGUACCCGCUGCCCCCACCCCUGUUGCCUACUACCCAGGGCCAGCCACUCAACUCUACAUGAACUACACAGCCUAUUACCCCAGCCCCCCAGUCUCCCCCACCACUGUGGGCUACCUCACCACGCCUCCUGCUGCCCUGGCCUCCGCUCCCACCUCAGUGUUGUCCCAGCCGGGAGCCCUGGUCCGCAUGCAGGGUGUCCCAUACACAGCUGGUAUGAAGGAUCUGCUCAGCGUCUUCCAGGCUUACCAGCUAGCCCCUGAUGACUACACCAGCCUGAUGCCUGUUGGUGACCCACCUCGCACUGUGAGAACCAGUGCCCUCAACCUGGUGGCUUCUUUCUGGCUUGUCCAAGCUCUCAGAAGGCACCCAGAGGAGCUCAAGCCCCAACUCCAUCCCCUACUUAAUUGCUCUGCUGUUCACCCCAAAGAUGAUGGCUGGACCCUGUGUGCAGGGCUGGGGAUGCAAUGGUGCUACCCUACUCCCAAUGGCCUGAUCUGCGCCUCUUGAGUAGUACCCAGAGAGCCUUUGAUCUGUUCUGGCUAUGGCCCAUGCCCACAGAUUCUGUGCAGCUGCCGUCCAUAGCAGGCUUGCCUUUUUAAAAACAUAAGCCCUGGUGCCUUCAAUGCAUGACUCCUGGGAGCUUCUCAAUAGAGAUCCCAAUGGUGGGGUCAGAGAAACAGAAAGCAUUGGCCCCAGCCCCUAGGAUACUUGGACCUCGGUGGCCACGUUGUGUCGGGUGAUCUCACCUAAGGAUGCUAGCCCCUCCAACAUGGCUUAAGGAGUAUCAGAUGGCAAAACCACAGACUGUUUUGAUGGACUGUACUGCAGUAUCCCCAGAAGACACUAGGGGGCAGGAGGCCCUCACGUAAAAACUCAGGCUUGACUUUUAAAGGGGACUUUCUGCCUACUUUUCAUCCACACCUCGGUUAGGCCAGUUAUCCUGAACUCAGCAUACACCGUGGAAUGUCCUUGCACCCAUUACAGGGUGCAGAACUGAAGCUUCGGAAAGAAUUUGGAACUCUACCCUCUCCUCCAUAAAAUAAACAAAGGCUCCUAACCUUGUGGACUUUUUAAAAGCCGAAGUGCCCUUAGCUUUGGCCCCCAAAGUGAGGGGCUCCACACCAGCCCCAGACGGAGGAAAACUCAGGCAGAUUUCAAGGAGACUGUUGACCUGUCACCGUUUAUUAUUUCAGCACUGUAACUGAGGAGCCUGAAUUGCUGGCUCUUCCCUUUGUAUCUGUGUAAGGAGCACUGUACUCCUAUAAAAGAUUUUAAAAUACAAAACGUACAAGAAAACACAA